Messenger RNA from Fusarium odoratissimum NRRL 54006, 99 nucleotides. RefSeq lists its product as uncharacterized. The record is from RefSeq and is a predicted model, not a curated record. The transcript has a single exon. Bases 1 to 99 code for a protein of 32 amino acids. NCBI's taxonomy places the organism in Eukaryota, Fungi, Ascomycota, Sordariomycetes, Hypocreales, Nectriaceae.
AUGACCGCCGAAGUCGAUGGCCUCGUCGCCGCAGCCGGCCAGUUUGUCGACGAGAGUAUCAAGAUCUACCAACUCUGCAAAAGGUUACGACAAAUCUGA